This is a messenger RNA of Fusarium redolens, 1029 nucleotides long. RefSeq lists its product as uncharacterized. Bases 413 to 883 code for a protein of 156 amino acids. Gene Ontology annotation, cellular component: trans-Golgi network. The transcript has 2 exons. NCBI's taxonomy places the organism in Eukaryota, Fungi, Ascomycota, Sordariomycetes, Hypocreales, Nectriaceae. The record is from RefSeq and is a predicted model, not a curated record.
CAGCUAGACUAAUCGGCCUCUCCGCGUGCCAACUCCGCCUUCUAAACCCCCUCUAGAACACGAUCCAGCCUCAUCACACCCUUAGUGGAUCCGAAAUCGUUACCUCCCUCGCAAGCGUACAUGCUCCGACUUCGAGACCUUUAAACCACGUGGAACUAUUUGGUCUCGACUUGCCCCUCUCCACAACUCCCCUCGACGAGUUCACGCGACUCUUGGGACAGCUACACCGACAUACUAUUAAUUCAUUGAGUCAACUCUUCAGGUUGACUUUUGGCGCCCCUUACUUACUGCUAUCUGUGUCGUCACGAUUGUGGAUGUCGCAAUAACGUAUAUUCUGUGCGACAAGUUACGACAUAUUACGAGUUAUUUGAAUCGAGCGACAACCACCUCUUCACCCACAUACUAUACUAUAAUGGCAGUCAACGAACUCCCAAAUGCUCCUGCAGAGCACCCUCAUGCAAUCGCACGAUCAGAUUCCUCCACAUCAUCGAGCCCUGAGGAGAACAACGAACCCAUUAUUCAUCAGCCCGUCCCUGUCCGACCUGGCCUACCGCAACGGAAAAGCAGCGGCCCUCUAGUUGUCCCUCGCGACAGCUCAGCAGUUGGUCCUCUCGAGCCUGACUUUGGCCCGGAUGACGUCAGGGCAAUGAGCCCCAGGAGAACGAGUGAGGACCUUGAUAGGAUUGGAAAGGCUGCGCGAGAAGAAAUGAGAAGACACGCCAAGGCAUUACAGGACUCUCUUCUAACAAUCUUUAACCGCAUUGAAGCCGUUCGCGAAGAACACGACAAGCUUGAUAACAACAACAAGUUCUUGCAAAAGUACAUUGGCGACUUGAUGAGCACUAGCAAGAUCACAGCGACGAGUAGCCAACGCAAGAAAUAAGUCUGCCUCAAGACAUCAAACACAAUGUCUUCGCUUUACAUCCACAACCACCAUACACCGAUUCGACCGGCUAGAUGAGACUACAUCUACGCCAACACUUUAGAAGAACUCGACAUUAUACUUGGGAUUCGCGACUUUUUAGGGCC